Messenger RNA from Penicillium atrosanguineum, 1554 nucleotides. RefSeq names its product cytochrome P450. Bases 1 to 1554 code for a protein of 517 amino acids. Gene Ontology annotation, molecular function: iron ion binding; heme binding; oxidoreductase activity, acting on paired donors, with incorporation or reduction of molecular oxygen. The record is from RefSeq and is a predicted model, not a curated record. NCBI's taxonomy places the organism in Eukaryota, Fungi, Ascomycota, Eurotiomycetes, Eurotiales, Aspergillaceae. The transcript is spliced from 3 exons.
AUGUCGUUAACACUCAGUGCACUCGCGACCCUCAUCAUAGGGUUUUUGAUCUACCAUGUCUUGAAUUCUCUAAUACUCUCGCCCCUGGCACGUAUUCCCGGCCCCAAGUCAUUCGCCUUGACUUGGGCGACCCUGGGGUUUGAAGACUACAAAGGCACACGCACACGAAAAAUAAAUGACCUUCACGCCAAAUUUGGCCCUGCUGUUCGUGUUGGACCAAAUGAAGUAUCUUUCAACAGUAUUUCAGCUCUCCGAACAAUAUAUGGAGCCGGGAGUGGCUUUGAAAGAACGGCGUUUUAUCGCAUGUUUGACGCGUAUGGCCGUCAGAACCUGUUCACAUUUGCCACGGUCAAGGAACACGGAGAGCGGAAAAAGCUUGUCGCCCACUCAUACACCAAAUCUGUCAUGCUGAAAGGAGGAAACUCUGCAAUGGUUGAGCAAAAAGCCAAAUUGUAUAUGGAUCUGCUGAAGAAGACUGGUCCAACAAUUGAAAUCUUCUCUGCAUUGCACUACUUCUCGUUGGAUAAUAUCACGCAUUUUCUUUACGGAGAAUAUGGACGAACGGCUUGCAUGGAAGGAUCGGAACAAGACCGAGCACUCAUCAACGAUAUUCUCGAUACUUCUCGUCGGAAGCUAUCAUGGUACGCCGUCCACUUCCCUGGAUUUACAAAGUGGCUUUAUUCGAGGACCGGAGUCAUAGGCUGCAUUGCGCGUCAUUUAUACCCGAUGAACCUUCCGACGACGUAUACAGGGAUAAGACUUCAUGCGAUGAAAGCCUGUCAAUCCUUCGCCAUGGCCUCCGAGAGCGACAAAGCGAAAGAAACAUCUCUAAUCGCCAAGCUAUGGCAAUAUCACGUUUCUCGAAAAGAAAAUGGACUCGACGAUCUCGAUAUCGCGUCGGAAUGUGCCGAUCAUCUCCUCGCCGGGAUCGAUACCACAAGUGAUACCUUGAUGUUUCUGAUCUGGGCUCUGUCCCGCCCACAGGGCAGGAAAUAUCAGGAAAAACUUAUCGAGGAAGUCGGUAAAAUAACAGUGGACAGUAUCAAUGCGGAUAGAAUCCCAAGGGCGGAUGUAUGCGACAAACUACCAUAUGUGGAUGCUGUCAUUAAAGAGACUCUCCGACUUUACGCCCCUCUCCCUGGAUCUGAGCCACGGUCCCUGGGUGCAACUGCGACUAUCGAUGGCUAUACGAUACCGCCUCGCACGACUGUUUCGAUAUCACCAUAUGCGCUUCACCGGAACCCAGAAGUCUUCAAGAACCCAUUGGAAUUCAACCCCGACCGGUGGUUGGACUCGACCAAGGAAGCCACUGAGGCCAAGAAAUGGUUUUGGGCCUUUUCAAGUGGAGGGAGAAUGUGUAUUGGGAUGCAUCUUGCAAUGGCUGAGAUGACGACGCUCGUCGCCGCUAUCUACCGACAAUAUACGACCUCCACCAAAGGGGAUUUCGACACUGUUUCUCCAGGAAUUACUGCAAGAUAUGAAGUUUUCUAUGAUGAAACUUGCUCGGCAAUGGAAGAGCAUGAAUGUCAGAUCGAAUUCAGGGCCCACUCAUGA